ACUCUAGUUAUGAGUUGUUAUGAGUUUAAUUAUUUCCCAAAAUCCAAAAUGAAUGAAAGAAUUAUGACAAUGUACCUUAAUAUAUAAUCUGGAAGUUUCAAACCCAACCAUAAUAAAAAUGUCUUCUCAUUCAAGUAACAAGAUACUAUGUAAAGAUUAUCCUUCUGACUUUAUUUUGGAUAAAAACUUGGCCAAAGAAUAUUUUCGUCAGUUUGGCAAGCUGAAAAGGGUGAUUUUCAAGUCAAAAUCGAGAAUAUGCACAGUAGAAUAUCAAGAGGAAGAAGGUUUUCAAAAUGCUUUGAGAAAUGCAGGUGAAUAUAAAGGUACAAUAUUCAGCUUAACAGCGGCUCAUAAAUCACCAGAGAGAAAGAGGAAGAAAGGUGCAAAUCAUGAUGACCCAAUUUGGGUUGAUAAAGAAGAAGUCCAAGCAGAAUUGGAGGCAAUGUCUGGAGGAUCUUCCAGAAAUUAUAAUCUACCCACAGAUUCGACUAAUAUUCUGAAAGAAACCAAAAAUCUGGAGAGAUUACCAAAAAUGAAAAGAGUCUGGCAAAGUGAAGAUUUAGACAAUGUCAAGAAAAAAAUUAAGGUCCUUGAAAGUAAGAGUAUGGUGAUUUCCGCAGAACAAAUGGAUCUGGUCAAUUUGAUUUUAUCCCAAGCUCUCAAUGUGGAAGAUAAAUACAGAAUUUUGGAUGCAAGAGAUAAGUUAAUAAGGAUCAAAUUAAAAAAAAAAAUUCAUUUGAAGUCUUCGCCAACUAUUGGUACUUGUCCAGAUAUGUGCCCAGAAAAAGAACGCAUGAUGAGAGAGGCUCAACAUCAGGUAUCAUUAUAUGAGCAAGAAGAUAAUAGCAGGGCUAUGAAUCAAUGUAAGGCAGUCAAACAGUAUUCAAGAAGUUCAGCAGAUCAAGAGACACCACUACCACAUGAAUUACGACCAGUUCCUGUACUGCAAAUGACUAUGAAUUAUCUGUUGCACAAUAUAGUAGAUCUUUGUGAUACAGAUGAGGUAAAUUUAGCUGAAUGGUUCCAUUUCCUGUGGGAUCGAACUAGAGGAAUAAGAAAAGACAUAACUCAACAGGAAUUGUGCUGUCAAGGAUCUGUAGAAUUGGUUGAACAGUGUGCAAGAUUCCAUAUUCAUUGUUCAGCGAGAUUAGUAGCAGAGGAUCCUUCCGUUUUUGACCAAAAAAUCAACACUGAAAAUCUGACAAAAUGUCUGCAAACAUUGAAAUACAUGUAUCAUGAUCUGCUCUUGAAAGGAGAAAAUUGUCCCAAUGAAGCAGAGUUUCGAGCUUAUAUCAUAUUACUCAACAUCAGUGAUGGCAAUUUUAUGUGGGAGGUUCAACAGUUACGUGAAGAUGUCCAGAAGUCGGUAGAAGUAAAGUAUGCACUUGAAGUCUACUCUGCUAUAGAUAAAAAUAAUUAUGUAAAAUUCUUCAAACUUGUGUACUCUACAACAUAUCUGAAUGCUUGUAUUCUGAUGAGAUAUUUCACGCAAGUAAGAAUCGCAGCUAUUAAAACGCUUUUAAGAUGUUAUUUGCCAAGGUCUUCAAGAACUACUUACCCCUUAAUUGACCUCAAAAUUCUUCUUGCCUUUGAUGACGUACAAUCAACAAUGGAUUUCAUUCAAACAUAUGGCCUUUCAAUGAAUGAAGAAAAUACUCAUGUUAUUUUAGAAAAAAACUCAUUUGCCACACCAGAUUUUCCAUAUGUCUUGGACAGGUCACUCAUCGUAGUGGAAUCAAAAAGAUCAUUUUCUGUUGGGAGAAUAAUUUGUGGUAAAGGAUUACAACCAAAGAUAUAUGAAAAUCAUUCACCACAGAAUAGUUUUGAUCAAAACGGAUUCCUAGUUUGUAAAGAUAUUUUAGAAGAAUCAGAAUUAGAACAAGCAAAAUUGAAAUUACUGAUGGAACUCAAAGGAGAAAUAUUAUCUUCAGAUGAAGAUAGCACUAAAAUGAUUAUUCCUCGUCAAAAACCGAUCCCUUCUGGGUUAACCACGUCUAAUAUAUUUUCUAAAAACGAAAUUCCUUGUAAAGAUGUUAAUGUUUUUGAGCAACUUGUUGAGCCUGUUUCAACUUCAUUUAGAUCAAGCCAAAGUAUUUUUGUCAAUCAUCAACAGAACUAUAUCUCGUCCCAACUGCAACCUGAUCUUGCUGUUCGUAAGAAAGAUUUUCAAAUUCCUUUUCAUGAUUUAGAGGUUGAUCCGUCAAUAUCUACCAAUAUUUUUUCCAAACCAUCAGAAACUCUGAUGCCAACUAUUGCAGUUAGCCAGGUAAAUUCUGUAUGCAAUUUGAUCCCUUCAUCCGAAAAAAAAGCAAUAGAUGAGGCUUCACUCAUAACUUCUCAAACUGUACCUCAGAAAGUUGAUAUGUUCCAAGCAGCAUUUCCUAGGCCUGAAAGUUACAGGUCAAACAUGGUAAUUUCAUCAUCUCAUAAUGCAGUCAUUGAAUCUGUUGAAAUUCGAACAAAACCCAUGGAUCAAAAGAAACAGUUCGAAAAUGAAAGACAAAGGCUAGAAGUCAUCAAAAAAGAAGAAGAAAUGCAAUUGUUGAAGGCUAAAAGAAGGGAUGAAAAGUUGAGAGAACUAAAAAAGAGAAGACAAGAGGAGGAGCUUGAAGAAAGAAUGAAAAAACUACAGAGGGAGGAAGAAACCUUAAGAGAUGUGGAAAUAAUCAAGGAUGUUAAAGAUACUAUUGACUCAAUGAUUGAUCAAGUACAUAGGAAAUUAAGUAACGAGAGAAUGGUUGAAAUAAAAAAUAAUAUUAAGAGGAGAAUAGUCCUGAAAGUAUUCAAAUUGUGGCAUAAUAUCGUAUUGAAAAACAAAAGAACACGGAAGGUGAUGGAAUAUAGCCCAGUCUGGAUUAAUACAGAAUCUCUUGAGCAAUGUGCUGUAGGACUUCAUAUUCCAUCUCGAAAUUUAGCUCUUAGAUUCAUGGAACGGUACAAACAUGGCAAACCUUUGGAAAUCAGAAUGAUCGGAGAUGACACUGUGAGUAAAAUAAACAUUUUUGAAUUGACAUACUCUGCAUUAACAAAGCGAUUAUAUGAGGUAACUGGCAAGUUUCACAAAAGUAUAUUUUGGAAAGUUUCAGUAAGUAUUCCAAAUGAGCAAGAAAUAGAACAGGGGUUGGAGAGAAUGGAACAUGUGUUGAAUAGGGUUUUUCAGUGGAAACAACAGAAUGGUCGCACAUACGUUAUAGAACAAGUAAAACAAGAUCAUGUCGAAUCAAUGACAUACUGCAUUGAGAGACAAAAAGGCGAGGAUGUGAAUGUAUAUGAUGCAAACGGCUUUAUUUUUAUAGCAAAAGAUUUCAGCUAUGAUUUGCAGAGGAGAAUUUGUGAAAACCUGAAAGGUUUCGGCGUGCUUACUAAGAUACCAAUUGUAUUGAUUCUUCAAAAUUAUGAUAACACUGAACUCAAGCUGAAUGCAUUAAUUGAACAAAAAGCAGUGUCAGAGUGUAUUAUUCUCGUAGAAAAUAUAACACAAAGUAGUCUAUCUAAUGCAAUUGAAGAAGGACUAGUAUUUCUAGCAAAAAGAGUUGAAAAAUGUCCUCCUCUAGAACUGGAUACAUUUCAUAACUUUUUAUUGAGAAGUGUAUGUUCCGAAAUUUGGAUAAGAGCUGAAAGUUUUGCCAAAUGGAAUUCCCAAUAUAAAACGUGCUUGCAAAAUCCAAAUGUAGUGAUAAAAUUGUACAAUGAAGGUCUACAGAAAUUGAAAAAAAUUAUAUUGAAUGAGUCUCUCAAAGAAUAUGCAGUAUUUCCAAAAAUGUUCACAGAAUAUUUGAGUAGCGAUAUUCCAGAUUUUCUACCUUGUUCCUAUCAGUAUUUUCCUGAAUUCUGGAACUCUCGACGCUAUAAGAAAAAGUUGGAAAAUCUAUUUCUAGACUUGAGUUUGCCUCUUUGGCGGGAAACUUGGCCGUGUUAUGAUGAAGUAGAAUUAGAAAAAACUGUUCGAAAAUACUGUUGUGAGGUUUUUAGAGAUCAUGAGAAGGUAUUCUAUAAAGUUAUGAGUAUAUUUCUAGAAACAGUGGAUCCAGAAGUUAAUUUUAAGGAUAUCACAAAAGUACUUUGGACAGAUGUAAUUGGAGUAUUGGGAGUAGAAAAGAUUAACGAAGUUGAUACAAGUUUGAGAGACACCGAGUUUGAAAAUAAAUCUAUAUAUAAUCAAUUUAUCGUGGUUUAUGAUACGAGGGCCCUGAAUAGCUUUAACUCUAAUGAUUGGUUUUAUAUUCAAAAUCCAGUGAUAAAAUCUUUCAUCAACCAAGAGCUGAAAGAAGAUGAGAAUCAACUAACUGAGAAAAUCCAACCUAAUGAUCUUGAAACUCUAGAAGAAACAUUAAUUGUGACUGAAACUCGGUUGUCGAUGCUAAAGCCAAAUAAACUGAAGGUCAUGAAAGAUUUGGCAGACUUGAAUGCAUUAUUACUGGAUUUAGAGAACAGUAUGGAGAUUCAUAAAAAAAUUUCCUCAAAGUUAGACGAAAAUUUGAAAAGUGCUAUCGAAGAUAACUAAACAUUCCUUUUCCAUUUUUAUGAAAAUUCCUCAAAAUUGAAUGGCAAUUUGAUGAAAGCCAUUGAAGGUUACUGAACUGUUUCUCUUUUAUCUUCAAAUAUAAAAGUUGACAAUUAAUAUUUUUAUUAAAUUUGGGGUAGUAGUCCUAAACCCUCAUAUUUUUUUGAAUGCAUUAUUUAUAAGAACUAGAUUCGAUUCAAAAAUUUAAAGUUUCCAUAAAUAAAUAAGGUGUCCACUAUUUGAGUUAUGCACAAACAUAAAGUUUCCAGAGAAGCAUUAUUCUAUGGAAAUAUAGACAGCAUUGUAUUCUUGUUAUGCUACUGUAUUAUCGUAACGUGUAUCAUCUUGAGCAAUACCUACAUUAAAAAAAUACUUUGAGCUUUUUCAAUUCGAGACUAUUUGAUUGUUAGUGAAUUGAUUGACACACC
Phaedon cochleariae (mustard beetle) is the source of this 4932-nucleotide messenger RNA. Lineage: Eukaryota; Metazoa; Arthropoda; Insecta; Coleoptera; Chrysomelidae. The record is from the annotation of a GenBank genome assembly.